AGCUGUUAUUUUGACGUCAGCAGAAAAUAUACAAAAACGGAAAAUUAUUGAAAUUGAAGAAAAAUCCUGCGAGAAGUUCUGAAAAAACCAAAGCACGUGGAAAAAAUAAAGCUUCAGAGAAACCGAUUAAAAUAAAGAACAAAGAAAAUGAUAAAGCAAAGAAAAAGAAACAAAAAAUAUGAGUCAUCAGAGAGUGAAAGUGACGAGGAAGAAAGCCGAAAUAGUUCAGAUGAUGAAAUAUCCGAGAAAGAUGAAAACAGGUGUCAGGAAUGUACGGAAAAUUAUUAUAAGACGACUUCUAAAGAAGAUUGGAUAAAGUGCCUACCUUGCUCUUUUUGGAUACACGAGUUCUGCAUAAUGUACAAACCGCUUUGUAAUAACUGUUGCAGAAAAGCUAAGAGGGAAGCUAUUAGAAAUAAAAAGAAGAGUCAACCAUGA
Acanthoscelides obtectus is the source of this 438-nucleotide messenger RNA. Lineage: Eukaryota; Metazoa; Arthropoda; Insecta; Coleoptera; Chrysomelidae. The record is from the annotation of a GenBank genome assembly.